CUGCAAGCACGGACAAAAACCGCCACCAAAGGCACUCAUCCAUUGCUGCACGUACCAUGUGUAAAGCUCUUUGUAUCUACACCUCCCAACUCGUUCUACUACCUCCAAAAGCUCCGUCAGAUUGUCCGAGGUGCCUAAAGCCACACCUGGCCGUGUCCCAAACUAAGCCGGAAGCUGGGCAAGCAACAGCUAGUCCACACACCAACUACUGCAAACCUGAGUUCAGUUACUGGCGCCAGCCGUGCCUUGACGGCAGUGUUUGUCCAUGUCGAUCGAUCCCUAAUCCAAGUCAUGCUGUUUAUCUCGCUCGUCGCAAACACCCUGUCAGAAACAAUUAGGAGCUAGCUUGUCAUGCACUGAGCUGAACGGUUUCUUUUUGGGAGUAAGCACCGAGACUGAGAUCACCAGCGACCACUGCCGUGCAUACGGUUUGCAUAUAAAUAUUCGAUCGCCCUUCUUGUAGCUUGUGUAGCCUUGCCCUCUCCGUCUUGAGCAUGGAAGUCUCAACCAUGGAGGAAGCCCUCCCGAAGGCGAAGAGGAAGGGAGGCCUCAGGACCAUACCGUUCAUCAUUUCGAACGAGAUCUUCGAGAAGGUGGCGACGUUCGGGCUGAGCUCGAACAUGAUCCUGUACCUCACCGAGCGGUACUGCAUGUCGAGCGCUUUCGCCACCAUCGUGCUCUACUUCUGGAACGCCCUUUCCAACUUCCUGCCCAUCUUCGGCGCCGUGCUCGCCGACGCCUGCCUCGGCCGGUUCCGGGUCAUCGCCCUCGGCUCCUUCGUCAGCCUCUUUGGGAUGUGCCUGCUGUGCCUGACGGCGAUCCUGCCGGUGUUCAAGAAGACCCCGGAGUGCGCGGCUCGGCCGGAGUGCGCGGCGCCGCCGGAGUGCGCGCUGGUGCCGUGGCAGCUGCCGCUGCUGUUCACGUCGUUCGUGGUCAUGUCCUUGGGUUCAGGCGGCAUCCGGCCGUGCGCGCUAGCGUUCGGGGCGGACCAGCUGGACAAGCGGGACAACAGCGCCAAGAGCGUGAGGACGCUGCAGACCUUUUUCAACUGGUACUACACCGUGCUGGGCCUCUCCAUCGUGUUCGCGGCCACUGUCAUCGUGUACAUCCAGCAGGCCAAGGGCUGGGUCGUCGGCUUCGCCGUUCCCGUCGUGUUCAUGGUCACCGCGCUCACGCUCCUCCUCGUCGGCUCGCCCUUCUACAUCAAGGCGGCGGCCGACAGGAGCGUGCUCGUGCGGCUCGUGCAGGUGCUCGUCUCCAGCUACAAGAACUGCCACGAGCCCUUGCCGCCGGAGACGGCCGACUCCUCGAGCUUCUAUAACAAAGCCGACUCGAAGCCCAGGACUCCCACGAACAAGCUGAGGUACUUAAACCGGGCAUGCGUGCUUAGGAACCCGGGCAAGGAGCUCAGCCCCGACGGGGCGGCGUGCGACCCGUGGAGGCUGUGCACGGUGCAGCAGGUGGAGGACACGAAGGCCACCAUUCGCGUGCUACCGAUAUGGUCGACAGGGAUCAUGCCCGGCGUGAUCAUCGGGCAGCAAAUGUUCCCGGUGCUGCAGGCGAAGACGAUGGAGCGACAGAUGGGCAAGCUGGAGAUCCCCGCGGCCUCCUUCGGCGUCGUCAGCAUCCUGACGCUCACCGUCUGGGUGGCCGUGUACGACUGCGCGCUGGUGCGGCCCCUGUCGCGGCUCACGGGCCACUCGCGCGGGCUCAGCCUGCGGCAGCGCAUGGGCGCCGGCCUGGCGCUCUUCGCCGUGGCCAUGGCCGUGGCCGCGCACACCGAGAGCGUCCGCCGCGCCGCCGCGAUUGCCGAGGGGCUCCGCGACUUCGGCCCGCACUCGGGGCGCACGGUGCACAUGUCGGCCAUGCGGCUCUUGCCGCAGCACUGCCUGAUGGGGCUCGCCGAGGGGCUGAACCUCAUCGGGCAGAUCGAGUUCUACUACUCCGAGUUCCCCAAGACCAUGUCCAGCGUCGGGGUGUCUCUGAUGGCGCUCGGCCUCGGGUUCGGCGGCGUGCUGGGCAGCGCCAUCGUCGGGAUCAUCAGCGCGGCGACCGGGAUGAACGGGCGCGACGGCUGGCUGGUGAGCAACCUGAACCACGGGCACUACGACUACUACUACCUGGUCCUGGCGGCACUGUGCGUGGCCAACUUGGUGUACUUCAUCGUGUGCGGCUGGGCCUAUGGCGAGGAGGGGCAGAACCGGGUGGUGGCCGCCGAAGCCGUGGAGGACACCAAGGAAGACCAGCACAAACCGGUGAUUAUUUUAGGCAAAGCCUUUGGCGGGCUGUGAGCACUGGGCAGCAGAGUAUUGUGUUGGUCUGAGGUUGCACUUCCCUUUUUUUCCCUUUUCAAACUAAAAUGAGUUUGUAGUUUUGUACUUCUCUGAUCUCUCUCUAGUGUGAAUGGUGGUAUA
Molecule: messenger RNA, 2414 nt
Organism: Phragmites australis (common reed)
Lineage: Eukaryota; Viridiplantae; Streptophyta; Magnoliopsida; Poales; Poaceae
Product: protein NRT1/ PTR FAMILY 1.1-like
Exons: 3
Coding region: 495-2291 (598 amino acids)
Biological process (GO): transmembrane transport
Cellular component (GO): plasma membrane
Molecular function (GO): transmembrane transporter activity
Source: RefSeq, a predicted model, not a curated record